AUGGGUGACGAUAUUCCGGUGAAGGUCUUUGUUCGCGCAAGACCUUUCAGUGACAAGGAAAAACUUGAGAACGCUCGAGAGUGUUUGCAGAUUUUCGUCGAGUCAAAUCAGAUCACAUGCAAUGGCCGGGCUUUCACGUUCGAUGGUGUGCUGGAUCCUUCAACUCCACAAGAUACUGCUUAUGAUGUGACAACUUCCUUUCUUCUCGAGCAGUUCUUCAAAGGUUUCAAUUGCACUGUGUUGGCAUAUGGUCAAACAGGAAGUGGUAAAACGUUCACAAUGGGAACGGAGGAGACCACAGCCAGCAUGAAAAGCGAGACUAGAGGCAUUAUUCCCCGUCUAGUUGAUGCGAUAUUCCGACAGAUCGGCGAAGCUGGUCUUGAAAUGUGUUUUAGGGUGUUAGUGUCAAUGCUCGAAAUAUACGACGAAAAGGUGCAUGAUUUGCUAUGCGGAGGAAGAGAGCCUCUUCAAGUUCGAGAACAAGAUGGACACGUUUUCGUACAAGGGCUAUCGAAGAACCAGGUUCACAAUUUGAAGGAGACUAUGGCACAACUUGAAAAGGGUGGAUCUCUGAGGAGUAAAGGGCAGACAGCAAUGAAUGCUCAGAGUAGUAGAUCACACGCCAUAUUUACUAUUUCGUUGGAGAAGACGGCAGCCGGAGAAGAGGAUACUGGUUUUACCGCAAAAUUGCACCUUGUGGAUCUUGCUGGAUCAGAACGUUUGAAAAAGACACAAGCCGAAGGAACACGCAAGAUGGAAGGUAUACGGAUUAAUGAAGAUUCUCUUGGAGGCAACUCGUACACUGUCAUGAUAGCAUGUGUUUCUCCGGCCGAUUCUAAUGCUGAGGAGACUCUGAGUACAUUAAGGUAUGCAGAUCGGGCUAAAAAGAUCAAAAACAAGCCAGUUGUUAACAUCGACGCUGGCCAGCAAAAGAUUCUUGAGCUUAAGGAGAAGGUUGCUACCCUCGAAAGGCAACUGGCUGAAGCUCGUAUGGGUUUUACACCAGGUGGAGAAACGAGCUCGUUGGAAAUUGCGCAAUUGAAGGCAAGCUUGGCUGAGAAGGAAGAGCUUCUAAAAUAUGUACAUGAGAAAACAGCUGAUAUUAUUUGCCAAAAGACAAAACUCUGUAAUCAGUUGCAACACCUCGAAAUGGAACGUGAAAAGCUCAAAUCGAUUGUGACGCAAGUUCUGGACAUUAUGAGAUUCGUUGAUAAACAAACUAUUCUUGGCAAGGAGCUGGAUGAUGUUAUGCAGCAAAUAAAGGACAAGGAAGAAUUGCUUCAGAAAGCCAUGGAAAGUGAGAAGAAUGUUGAUGAAUUGAUGAAGCAGCACAAGCAAGAAAUGGCAAAUCUUCAACAACGAAUUGAUGCUCUAAUGGCUGAGAAAGCUAAGUUAGAAGCCGAUUUGAGGAAAAUAUCCGUGAACAACAAACUAGCUGAAGAGCAGAAGAGAAAACUAUGGAAAUGGGAGAAACAGCUGGCUCAGUUCAAGAAGCGAAUGAAUGAAAUGAAGAAAUUGGAAAAGCAAAAGCAGCAAAGCGAAGAAAUGCAGAAGCGAAUGCAAGCUGAAAUCGCAGCUCUGAAACAGGCGAAGGUACGAAUGGUGAAACAGCAGAAGGAAGAAGCGGAGAAGUAUCGGCAGUGGAAGCUGAAACAUGAUAGAGAGUUGAUCCAAGAACGUAAAAGAGAUUUUGAAGCAGCUCGUGAAAAAAGGGCACAUGAUCAGCAAAUGCUCGUGUGUAAGCAGAAGCUGGAGGAGGCAAAGAAUGUUUAA
Molecule: messenger RNA, 1773 nt
Organism: Cooperia oncophora
Lineage: Eukaryota; Metazoa; Nematoda; Chromadorea; Rhabditida; Trichostrongylidae
Source: the annotation of a GenBank genome assembly